This is a messenger RNA of Macadamia integrifolia, 1272 nucleotides long. Its product is annotated as F-box protein At5g49610-like. Gene Ontology annotation, molecular function: protein binding. The transcript has a single exon. The record is from RefSeq and is a predicted model, not a curated record. The coding region runs from base 1 to 1272 and encodes 423 amino acids. Lineage: Eukaryota; Viridiplantae; Streptophyta; Magnoliopsida; Proteales; Proteaceae.
AUGGAGGAGAUGACCCCAAAGCAAGCGAGGAGGAGGAGGAGGAGGAGGAGCCAUAAUAAUACAGCAAGAAAUUCUGAUUCUGAUGCAGCAGGUAUGAUUAUGAAUCUCCCUCGGGACAUUAUUUAUGAGAUUUUGAGUAGACUUCCCAUUGAAUCUGUUCUCCGAUGCAUGAGUGUAUGCAAAUUCUGGCCUACCUGUCGAUAUGAUUCUUAUUUCAUUGACCUCCACUUCACUAAAUCCAUGAUGCAUCAUCGACCACCCACUCUUGUUCUUACAAAGUCAUCACUAUUUCCACCAAUGGACUAUAAGAUGAGCAGCCAACUCAUGUUGAGUGCUGAGGAAGGGGAAGGUGGUGACUGGAGGAAAGCCACACACAUCCCAAUUGGGGAUUUUGAACUGCUGAAAAGGGAAUAUAUUGAUAUCGUGGGUUCUUGCAACGGUUUUCUCUGUAUUGCGCCACGGAAGGGUUUGGUUCACAUCUGCCUCUAUAAUCCCAUUACAAGAGAGACUAUGAAGUUGCCCAAAUCACAUCUUUUUAUACCCCCAAAAAACUCAAGCACAGAAAUCCAAAAUAGUUUUGGUUUUGGUAUCGGCAGCUUAAGCAAGAAAUAUAAAGUGAUCGUAGUUUAUGACUUAUUCCGUUACGAUUGCAGCAAGAUUAUAAGUUAUAGUGAGAUAAUUACAGUGGGUGAAAGUUCAUGGAGAAAGUUAGACUUCCCAACAUUAUCAUAUCAUCAACUAUUAGCAGAUCCGGUGCUUUUGGAUGGAACCCUUUAUCGGCUCAUAGCCAGUGAUGAUGACCACUUUAAUCAGUAUGUUCUUGCGUUAGACAUUGACAGUGAGAAGUUUUGGACUAUCGAUUGCUGUCCUCUUCCUAUUAGAAGAGAGUCUAUAAGAAGAAGAUAUUUAGUUCCAAUGGAUGGAUCUCUUGCCUUAAUUGAUAAUUAUGCCUGCACAAAUCCAUGGCGUAUGGAUAUAUGGUUACUUGAGGGUAGUAAGACCAUGGGGUUCUCAUUUACUUUAACUACUUACGAUAUGUCAGAAUUAGUCCGUUGGGGAGAUUUUUUCACAGUUAUGGGUAAACACGGCUACGAUACAUUCCUGCUAAAUGUAUCUAGGGUCGAGGAUGGGAGUCCUACAAUGAAGUCCUCCGUUAUUCUCUACCCUCCAAGGAAGAAGCAGCAGUAUUUCUGUGUUCAAGGAGGACUAUAUGAAUCUGAUUUGUUUCUGAAAAGUUGGAUGGUGCCGUCCCUCAAAUCACUAAGUCUCUGA